AUGGCUCAUGAUCUUCUUUCGCUUGUUGAUGCUGCUGCCCUGAAAGUGACCGGGAACUUGAACCCGACCUUGUAUGCUCUCAAGGUCAUUCCACAUCAUCUUUUACCCAGCAUUCGAGGGCCUAAUGAACAGCAUCAUCCUGCUCUAGCUGCAGCUAUUGCUAUAUCAGAGCAGAAAGAGAGCAGAAUUCAAGACAUUGACAUCACCUCACUCAACCUCAGUGACAGAACAAACAACUUGUUUUUGAAUACUCUACUGAAAGGUAGACAAGCUGCGACAAAAGACAUUGUGAAGAAACACAGGAGUGUAGCAUCUAAAGAGCACCGAGAACUGAGGAUCCUGAUGAAUUCAAGGGUUACCGGACAAGAGAUGAAAGCCGUCUUCAAGAAAAGUAAGCAGCUCCAAUAUGCCAAUAUACACGUCCGCAGCAAACGGCUCACGAUAGACCAGUGUGGUACAGAUCUUGUGGAGAGGGUCUUGGAUUUGAUUGAAAAAGAGCUACUGCUUCUAAACCCCAUAUGGCUGAUCUGAACGAUCAGAUGGCUUUUAAUUCCCUCACCGAUGACGAUCUACUCGAUUUACAUAGACCCAGGCGCGGAUCCAGGGGGGGGGGGGCAAGCGAGCCUUGGGGCCCCCCCCCCCC
This is a messenger RNA of Strongylocentrotus purpuratus (purple sea urchin), 643 nucleotides long. RefSeq lists its product as uncharacterized. The record is from RefSeq and is a predicted model, not a curated record. The transcript has 5 exons. Bases 1 to 531 code for a protein of 176 amino acids. NCBI's taxonomy places the organism in Eukaryota, Metazoa, Echinodermata, Echinoidea, Camarodonta, Strongylocentrotidae.